CAGCUACACUAGUCCCACCUGCCUGCGUUUGGUCCAUAUCCCUCCAAACCUGACCUAACUGUACCUGUGCCUGUCUAACUGCUUCUUAAACAUUGGGAUAGCUCCCCCUAAAAACCCCUUAGAUGGUGGGGAGGUCAGUACCUGUGCUACUCUGGAUCUACCUCAACUACCUCCUCUGGCAGCUUGUUCUAUGCACCAACCACACAUUGUGUGAAAAAGUUACCCCCUCAGAUUCCUAUUAAAUCUUUUCCCCUUCACCUUAAACCUAUCUCCUCUGGUUCUUGAUUCAUCUACUCUGGGCAAGAGACUCUGUGCAUCUACACGAUCUAUUCCUCUCAUGAUUUUAUACAUCUCUAUAAGACCUCCCCUCAUCCUCCUGCACUCCAGGGAAUAGGGACCCAGCCUACUCAACCUCUCUUUAUAGCUUAGACCUUCUAGUCCUGGCAACACCCUCAUAAAUCUCUGUACCCUUUCCAGCUUGACAACAUCUUUCCUAUAACAUAGUGCCCAGAUCUGAAAACAAUACUGAGAUAUAUUGAAAAUGUGCUGAGAUAUAUUGAAAAUCUUCAUUUUACAUGCUAUCCCGGUAAACCAUACCGUACAGGAAUACAACAAGUAAUGCAAAGAGAAAGCAAACAGAGUUCACAAUAUAGCGUUGCAGCUACAGUGGGCGUGCAACCAAAAGAAAGAUCAAGGACCACAAUGAGGUAAUUCAAAUUCAGAAAUAGACACAAAUUGCUGGAGUAACUCAGCGGGACAGGCAGCAUCUCUGGAGAGAAGGAAUGGGUAACGUUUUGGGUCGAGACCCUUCUUCAGACUCAUAUACAUAGUUUUAAUUCAGUUUAAUUUAUUGACACAUACCGAGGUGCAUGUGUCAAUAAAGUUUUCUGUUGCGCGCUAUCCAGUCAGUGGAAAGAUUGCACAAAGGACAAAGGACAUUUAUUGUCACAUACACCAAUUGUUGCAGUGAAAUUUGAGUUACCAUGCAACACAUAAUUAAGAUAAACACAACACUUUAGAGUUUAACAUAAAAUAUAAAAAACAUCCAGUGGAAUCUACAUUUCCCACUGUGAGGGAAGGCACCAAAGUUCAGUCCUCUUCCUCUGUUCACCCAUGGUCGGGGCCUAUUGGUCGCCGCAACGGCGGCCUGAUGUUUCAGGCCCUCCAACGGAAGAACACUCUCAGCGGCCCGGGGCCUCUAAAUUGGCCACUUCCUUCCUCACGGCCUCCGAAGUCGACAGGCCGAGCUGGGCGGAGAUUCAGCGCUGGCAAACUCGGCGAGAGAUCCCAGGCUCCGCGAUGUCAAAGUCAGCGCCGUCAGCGGCUGAAAAGUCAGCGCCACCAGCAGCGGGAUGCUCCUGCUGCCCGUGGCUGGAAGCUCUACAGAACACAGCUCCAUGGUGUUCAAAGCCGGCAGUCCCAGCACUCCGGAGCUCCAACACGGCAAUUCCCGGGCAUUUGAUGGGGAAAAAGAGUGUGGACGAUACGCUUUAUGGCUACACCAACAGUGAGAACGUGAUAUAUCCUAUUCUGUCAGGAAUUGCUAAGCAGCCAGAAGACAACGUGCCGUGGGCUGAGGCAGCCAAGAAUUUCCUAAAUUUGUGGGAGGAAACCUCAUCUACAAAUGUUCGGAAAUCAAGGGAAGACAUUCCCAUAUUUAACAAGCAACCUUUGCAAACAAAUGACUACAACCUCAAAGAGAUGGUGGAUUAUCUUCUGCAGUUUAUGAACAUGAAGGAUGAAACCCCAAGUUGAAGAUGCAAUAAGAAUUCAGUCACAAAUGAAUCUAGAGACUAUGGUGUUUUGUUUUUCUCCAAAUGUUUAGCUCCACCAAAUACCAGACUAAAUUGUUUUUGUUUUAAAAUAAAUGAAUGUUCCUGUACCUCUGAACAUUAACUAAAUGAUUUUCACACAGCAGAUUAUGUUUUGAUGUUUUUAAUGUAAAUAAGCGUACUCGGCAGGUCUUCCAAUAUAAAGAUCAUACUGUUAUUUAUUUUGGUGUUUUAUAAUAAUUCAGCUUUUGGUUUGCAGCUAAAUUAUGAAUUAAAGAAAUAAAAUCUUGAUUCAUAUCAUUUUAAUUUGUAAACUCAUGUAAUUAAAGCCCAUUUAAAACUAGAUGAUAGGCAACAUUAUCUGUUACUAUCAGUUGUACACCAUCUGAAUAUAUGUUGUAUCCAACUUUCUACCAAUAACCCUACCAAAUCCAUUAUAAAUGGCACAUUUCAUGUUACUCAGAAAAUUAAAUUAUGGACAAUUAUUUCAAUAGAAUUUAUUUAUUUAACGUCAAGAGGCAAUACACAUGG
Leucoraja erinaceus (little skate) is the source of this 2303-nucleotide messenger RNA. It is a transcript of the gene grp, whose product is annotated as gastrin-releasing peptide. The record is from RefSeq and is a predicted model, not a curated record. NCBI's taxonomy places the organism in Eukaryota, Metazoa, Chordata, Chondrichthyes, Rajiformes, Rajidae. The transcript is spliced from 3 exons. Gene Ontology annotation, biological process: neuropeptide signaling pathway. Gene Ontology annotation, molecular function: neuropeptide hormone activity. The coding region runs from base 1114 to 1755 and encodes 213 amino acids.